Molecule: messenger RNA, 555 nt
Organism: Trypanosoma rangeli
Lineage: Eukaryota; Euglenozoa; Kinetoplastea; Trypanosomatida; Trypanosomatidae
Product: trans-sialidase
Exons: 1
Coding region: 1-555 (184 amino acids)
Molecular function (GO): exo-alpha-sialidase activity
Source: RefSeq, a predicted model, not a curated record
AUGACUGAUGAGGGCUACAAGGAUCUAUCGAUUGUGGAGUGGGGUGAAGACCAGAAACUCCGCAUGAUUGCUCCCUGCAAGGAUGGCUAUUACGAUGUAUACGAGUCCACUAGGGCUGGAACAAGAUGGUACACGAAUGGCGCGCCAAUUUCCCGCGUGUGGGGCAAUUCACGUGAUCGAAAAGGGGAGGGCGCGCUAAGUGGCUUCAUCACUGCAACCGUCGAUGGAAUUAAGGUGAUGCUGCUCACCACGCCGGUGUAUUCUGAGGAGAAGGGAGAGGGUCGGCUGCAUCUUUGGAUGACAGACAAUGCCCGUGUGCACGACGUUGGGCCGGUUUCUCGUGAAACUGAUGACGCCGCCGCCAGCUCCCUGCUGUACAGAGCUGACAAGAAGGAGUUAAUUUUACUGUACGAGAAGAAGAGCGGAGAUUCAUACAGUCUUGUCGCUGUGAACCUGACUGAGCAGCUGGAGCGGAUAAAGAGCGUGGUGAGGGCCUGGAAAGAUAUGGACACCGCACUCAAAAACUGCACUUCCAGUGAUACCGUUGACUCGUGA